GACAUCGAACGCUUCACACAUCCAACGGAAACAGUAGCCACAGAGCAGCAGCAGAAUCAUGGACGAUAAGCACUCCACAGCGCCACCGGAAUACGACCAAACUUUUAGCCGUGCACUUCCCCAGCAGGUGGUUGUGCAGCAACCAGCUCCUGUCAUAAUGCAGGCGCCCAAUGUGCUGGGCGAUAGGCCGUCCAUGGCCACAUGCCCGAGCUGUGGUGUCCGCAGGAACACGGCCGUCACCUUUGAGCCCAGCACCAAGACGCAUCUGCUGGCGGUCGGCAUUUGCCUGUUGGGGGGCAUCUGCUGCUUCUGCAUUCCGUACUGCAACGACUCCUGCCAGACGGCCAAGCACACUUGCAGCAGCUGCGGUGCCUACGUGGGCUCCUACAAGAAUUAGCAGGGCCGCAAGAGGACUUUUAAUAUCUUUUUUUUCACUUGUGUUCUCACUGUAACAUAUGUACACAUAUGUAUGCAUGUUUUUAUGUACACAAAUAUAUAUUUUUGCACUUAAUUAUGAAUAAAAAUAUCUCAAGCUAGCCAGCAGCAUUCCAAUUCCAA
This is a messenger RNA of Drosophila subobscura, 558 nucleotides long. RefSeq names its product lipopolysaccharide-induced tumor necrosis factor-alpha factor homolog. Bases 59 to 397 code for a protein of 112 amino acids. NCBI's taxonomy places the organism in Eukaryota, Metazoa, Arthropoda, Insecta, Diptera, Drosophilidae. The record is from RefSeq and is a predicted model, not a curated record. Gene Ontology annotation, molecular function: zinc ion binding. The transcript has 3 exons.